Molecule: messenger RNA, 1393 nt
Organism: Mirounga angustirostris (Northern elephant seal)
Lineage: Eukaryota; Metazoa; Chordata; Mammalia; Carnivora; Phocidae
Gene: IL10
Product: interleukin 10
Exons: 5
Coding region: 141-677 (178 amino acids)
Biological process (GO): immune response
Cellular component (GO): extracellular region
Molecular function (GO): cytokine activity
Source: RefSeq, a predicted model, not a curated record
CUGUGGCUUUUUAUGAAUGGGGUGGCCUCACCGCACCCACAAUAUAAAAGGGGGACACAGUAGGUGAAGGUCUACACAUCAGGGGCUUGCUCUUGCAACACCAAACCACAAGGCAGGCUCUCAGAAGGCAGAGCUUCAGCAUGCCCAGCCCAGCGCUGCUGUGUUGCCUGGUCCUCCUGGCCGGGGUAGGAGCCAGCCGACACCAGAGCGCCCUGUCUGAGGACAACUGCACCCACUUCCCAGCCAGCCUGCCCCACAUGCUCCGAGAGCUCCGAGCUGCCUUCGGCAGGGUGAAGACUUUUUUUCAAACGAAGGACAAGCUGGACAACAUGUUGUUGACUGGGUCCUUGCUGGAGGACUUUAAGGGUUACCUGGGUUGCCAAGCCUUGUCAGAGAUGAUCCAAUUCUACCUGGAGGAGGUGAUGCCCCAGGCUGAGAACCACGACCCAAACAUCAAGGAACACGUGAACUCCCUGGGGGAAAAGCUGAAGACCCUCAGGCUGAGGCUGCGGCGUUGUCAUCGCUUUCUGCCCUGUGAGAAUAAGAGCAAGGCGGUGGAGCAGGUGAAGAGUGCCUUUAGUAAGCUCCAAGAGAGAGGUGUCUACAAAGCCAUGAGUGAGUUUGACAUCUUCAUCAACUACAUAGAAACCUACAUGACAAUGAAGAUGAAAAUAUGAAACAGGCUGGGGAACAAAACAUCCAGGAUGGCAACUCUUCUCAACUCUAGGACAUAAAUUGGAGAUCUGCAAAAUCCCAUCCAGGGAUGGAGGAGAGCUGAACAACUCCGUGGAGAACCCUGCUGUACCUCUCUCUUAGAAUAUUUAUUACCUCUGAUACCUCAACUCCUAUUUGUAUUUAUUUACUGAGCUUCUCUGUGAACUAUUUAGAAAGAAGCCCAAUAUUAUAAUCUUUUUCAAUAUUUAUUUUUUUCACCUGUGUGUAAGCUGUUUUCAUAGGGUGAUACCCUGUGGUAUUUGAGUAUUUUAAGAUAAAUUGUAAGUUAUAUAAGGAAAAAAAUGUUUCUUGGCAGGGAGUACUGAAGCUUCCAUUCCAAGCCUGACCAUACUGGAUAGCUGUUGAGCUAUUUCCCUGACCUCCCUAUAAUUUCUCUUGUCCCUGGGCCUGGUGCUCCUAGAGUGUUAAAAAGACUCUUAACCCUCUUAGGAAGAGAAACUAGGGAGCUCCUUUGAUACUUUGUAUUCCAGUGGCUCAGAGGAAUUCCCUUGACCUCAUUCCCCAACCACUUCAUUCUUGAAAGCUGUGGCCUGCUUGUUAUUUAUAACAACCAAAAGUUGGUUCUAAUAGAACUUAGUUUUAACUAGAAGCAAUUCAAUUCCUCUGGGAAUGUUACAUUGUUUGUCUGUUUUCAUAGCAGAUUUUAAUUUUUAAUAAA